AUGGUCGAUACUUCAGACCAUUCAGCAUCGUCUGCAAGCCUCUCAGGAGCUUCCUCCUGGGAUCAACAACUUCACACAAGCAGAUCUUCCAGUAUUGCUUCCUCCUCUUCACGAAUGAACAGGGGAGAUGAAGGCUUGUAUUCUCGUUUUAACACUUCUCCAGCUGGUACACCCCUUCCGACCCCCUUAGAUACGGGGGAGAAAAAUGAUCCUCUCGCCACUUCUCCUAAUUCCAAGUCCACUCACUGCAUAUUGGAAAACACAGCAUCUCCUACGCCUAGAUACGAGAAGCCAAAUCCCUUCGAAUCAGCUCAUCGAACGAAAAUCACCAAGCAGGGAAGUAUGGCUUUGUCAGGCGAUAGGGAUACAACUCCAACUAGUUGGGUAGAAGUCCGUCAGUCGCUCUCGCUGAGCUCAGUCGUUGGUCAGCCCAAUUCAAGAGAGAUGGAGCUCGCGAAACACUGCUUUUUCCAGAUCAUGAAAGCAGUAGAGACUACGCCGAUGAGUGGUCAAUCGCAGAGGAAGGAAUCGGGAGCAAGCAGUCCAGCGGAAUGA
Molecule: messenger RNA, 555 nt
Organism: Kwoniella botswanensis
Lineage: Eukaryota; Fungi; Basidiomycota; Tremellomycetes; Tremellales; Cryptococcaceae
Exons: 2
Coding region: 1-555 (184 amino acids)
Source: RefSeq, a predicted model, not a curated record